AUGUCGGCACCGGGAACGCCUGGGCCAUCCUCGGCUCCAUCAGGCUCCCUGACUUCGCCCAUGUCAAGCGCCGCGUCGGCCAUCUCGGUGAACGGUCCCUCCACACCCACACCAUCUACUGGCUCUGGCGUCCCCGUGCCGCCCAUGCCGGGCAUCUCUCCCACAUCCAGCAGGCGAGUCACCAACCGCAUGACAAACAGGUACAGCGUCAACGCCAUGUACUCGCUUGCCGCGGAGCAAGACGUCGAGGUCGAGGACGAGUUGGCACGCGCGCAAAAGCGUCUACGUGACCUCAAGGGCCGUAUUUCCUCCCAGUCAAAGAAGAACUUUGUCCUCGAGCGCGACGUCCGCUACCUGGACUCGCGUAUCGGUCUCCUCAUCCAGAACCGUAUCGCCGCAGACGAGAAGCGUCAAGUACAGGAAACACUCGAGGAAGUCGUCGAAGACUCGGGAGCGUACCCAGACACUCGUAAAAUUGCCCAGUACUCCAACCUGUUCUUCCUGCUCCAGUCCGAGCCCCGACACGUCGCUGCCUUGUGUCGCCUGGUCCAGCUGUCCGAAAUCGACACCCUUCUCCAGACCGUCAUGUUCACCCUCUACGGUAACCAGUACGAGCAGCGCGAAGAGCACCUGCUUCUCACCAUGUUUCAAAGCGUUCUGGCAGCCCAGUUCGAGUCCACUACAGAGUUUGGCUCGCUGCUGCGCCAAAACACGCCCGUGUCCCGCAUGAUGACCACCUACACCCGCCGAGGACCCGGUCAGAGCUACCUCAAGGAUGUGCUGGCGGAGCGUAUCAACGCACUCAUCGAGCACAAGGACCUCAACCUUGAAAUCAAUCCCUUAAAGGUCUAUGAGCAGAUGAUCCAUGAGAUUGAGGCAGAGCAAGGCGCACUGCCGCCAUCUCUGCCGCGUGGUGUCCCUCCCGAGGUCGCAGCAACCAACGCCGAUGUCCAGGCGAUCAUCCAGCCGCGUCUCGCUGUCCUGAUGGAUAUCGCGCAGACCUUCCUGUCGACGAUCAUGGAGUCGCUCGAGGCCGUCCCAUAUGGUAUCCGCUGGAUCUGCAAGCAGAUUCGCUCCCUCACGCGUCGCAAGUACCCGGAAGCCUCGGACGCGUCCAUCUGCUCGCUCAUCGGUGGCUUUUUCUUCUUGAGGUUUAUCAACCCGGCCAUUGUCACCCCACAGGCGUACAUGCUUGUGGACGGCGUGCCCGCCAAGCACCCGAGGAGAACGUUGACCCUCAUCGCCAAGAUGCUCCAAAACCUUGCCAACAAGCCGAGUUACGCCAAGGAGCAGUACAUGAUGUCGCUCAACCCGUUUGUCGAGAACAACAAGCAAAUGAUGAACCAGUUCCUCAACAGUCUGUGUGAAGUCGGCGACUUUUACGAAUCGCUCGAGAUGGACCAGUACAUGGCCCUCUCGAAGAAGGACCUCCAGAUCAGCAUCACCAUCAACGAGCUGUACAACACCCACACGCUGUUCAUGCAGCACAUCGAGACCUUGUCGCCAAACGAUAGGCAACAUCUCCGUGUCCUUCUCGACGAGCUUGGUCCCGCUCCUCCCCAGGUGCCACGAGCCGAAAACGCCUCCAUCGAGCUCCCCCUGUACUCGCGCUGGGAGACUCCCAUCCAGGACCUGUCCACCGCGCUCAUGAACGACUCUGUUACGCAAAACGAUAUCAAUUUCAUGGAGACCAAGUCCAUCUUUGUCCAACUCCUCCGUUCCAUGCCCCAACUGGCCGACCGUAGGCCAAUGGACCUUCCUGCACUGGCAGAGCGUGCUGCCACAUCCAAGGACCCCGUCCUUGUCCGCCGUGGCAUAAAGGUCCAAAACCUUCUUUCCGAACUCGAGGCUGCGAGCGUUGUCGACCGCAACGACAACUAUAAACUGCUGCAGGACGAGGUUUCCACCGAGAUGGUUCACCUCGGUAACGCACGCGAAAAAGUUGUCCUCGAGACCCGCUCCCUCGAGUCCGUUUACCGCACGAUCUGCGACCACAACAACUACCUCCGUUCCCAGAUUGAGCAGUACAAGGCCUACCUUGUCAACUCGCGCAUGAUGAUGGCCAAGGCCCAGGGCGGUGUUGGCGGUGUUGGCGUGGUCGGCAUCAACGGCAAGGAGAAGAAGUUUUCCAGGACCCAGGCUCUCGGACCUUACCGCUUCACUCACAGCCAGUUUGAGAAGGAGGGCAUUAUCAUGGACAGCAAUGUGCCAGAGAACAGGCGCGCAAACAUCUUUUUCAACAUCACGUCGCCUACUCCCGGCACGUUUAUCAUUGCCCUCCACUUCAAGGGCCGCGAGAAGCCCAUCCUCGAGAUGGACCUCAAGAUUGAUGACCUCUUGGAAAAGCAAAAGGACAAUGAUGCCACACUCGAUCUCGAGUAUGUGCAGCUAAAUGUCCCCAAGGUGCUCGCUCUUUUCAACAAGGUGGGCCUGCUCACGCUCCAACCCGCUGAACGGCAGCUCUUUGCCAAGCGCAAGUAA
Messenger RNA from Apiotrichum porosum, 2481 nucleotides. It is a transcript of the gene GAP1, whose product is annotated as glyceraldehyde-3-phosphate dehydrogenase 1. Gene Ontology annotation, molecular function: GTPase activator activity; protein binding. Gene Ontology annotation, biological process: regulation of GTPase activity; regulation of actin cytoskeleton organization. The record is from RefSeq and is a predicted model, not a curated record. The transcript has 5 exons. Bases 1 to 2481 code for a protein of 826 amino acids. Gene Ontology annotation, cellular component: cell cortex. NCBI's taxonomy places the organism in Eukaryota, Fungi, Basidiomycota, Tremellomycetes, Trichosporonales, Trichosporonaceae.